AAUUACUACGCAUGUGCAGUUUGUACACAGGAAGUAGCGUGUGUUUGACGAGAGUACAGCAAAACAGCCAAUUUGGAUUGUAAACUCGUGCACAAAAUGGAUCCACCGAGAGAUGUACAGCCGCCAAAGCAGCAGCCCAUGUUCUACAUAUGUGGAGAGUGCCACAAGGAAAACGAAAUAAAAGCCCGUGAUCCAAUCCGGUGCAGGGAGUGCGGCUACAGGAUCAUGUACAAGAAGAGAACAAAUAGAUUGGUUGUUUUUGAUGCCCGAUGAAGCGGAGGAUUGGUUUUGAGUUUGUGCCAUUCGUUUGCCUCUGUAGUUGAGAGUGUUGUUUUAUUAAAAGGUGAUUUUCGGA
Dunckerocampus dactyliophorus (ringed pipefish) is the source of this 355-nucleotide messenger RNA. It is a transcript of the gene polr2k, whose product is annotated as RNA polymerase II, I and III subunit K. Gene Ontology annotation, biological process: DNA-templated transcription. The coding region runs from base 97 to 273 and encodes 58 amino acids. The transcript has 4 exons. NCBI's taxonomy places the organism in Eukaryota, Metazoa, Chordata, Actinopteri, Syngnathiformes, Syngnathidae. Gene Ontology annotation, cellular component: RNA polymerase II, core complex; RNA polymerase III complex; RNA polymerase I complex. The record is from RefSeq and is a predicted model, not a curated record. Gene Ontology annotation, molecular function: DNA-directed RNA polymerase activity; zinc ion binding; DNA binding.